UUGAUAAGUCCAAUAUCACGAGUUUCCGAGCAUGUGCAAGAGAUGGUGGUUUGCUUUCCUGGUUCUGUUUGACAUCAGGUGCCACACGAUGCCCACCGACAAGCCGCUCCGGCAUGAGCGAAUGGGAGGCAUUGUCACUCUCCAAAAAAUACGUGGGAUCACGAGCAGACAUCGCGUGUUUGUUGUGGGGAACAGGUAAUGGCCCUGUAAUUUACCCCCCUGGAAUGUGAAGCUGUCUGUCGGCCCGUGCAACAGGGCAGCUCAUUGCCUGCUCGGUCGAGGCUGGAGCAACACCACCUGGCUCAAGAGACCCGACUCAACUUCUCCUCCCACACUUGGAAUGAUUGAACCCUGACUCUUCCUUGCUCAAUCACCUCCAGGUUUUUGCCAUGUCGGCCACGUCGCCGCUCUUUCCCGGAGGACCCUGAGCAAGGAUUUGAAUUUUGCGCCCACCUGCUCUGGAAGCCGGUCGGGGUGGUUUAGGCCAUUUGGACUUUUUUUUGCUUAAUUGGAAGGUGUUCCGGUUUCGUCGCGCGCGGUCAGUCGCUCAGUGCUCAGUCAGUCAGUCAGCCAGCCAGCCUCAUCUGAAGCUCGUGCCUGCCACUACUCCGCGGUAUACGAGUCGCCGCCAUUCACACCCCCCUCCACCCACUGUCCCCGUAAUAUACCAAGCUCUAACUGACUGCACUGCUCAAACCUGAGACUGCGGGGCACUUUCCCUGGUUUUACUUUAUACCUUACGUACCUGUCCUGUAACUUACACCACCGCCGGCGCUGCAAGAGCAUGACCUGGACCAGGACCGCAUCUCCCACCCAACCUAAUUCUCAACAUGGACCACGACGCAUACCUCGACCAGCUUCUCGGACAGCAGCCAGCUCUACCACCAGCCCAGCAUCUACCCGACCACUUCCCAUUCGCCGCUUUAGAGGACGACGAGUUUGCAAACCUCGACCUCGAGCUGUUGUUUGGACGUCAUUUUGGCCGUAACAAUCCGCCAGAAAACGACAACAACGCCGUCUGGGAAAUGCCCCCAGUGCGUAGGUCCCAGGGCAACGUGGAUCCAGAGUUGAGCACAGAAGCGUGCAUGGAAGCCGCACUCAAUUUCUUCCCCGACAUAUGUCCCGACUAUCUGCGCAAGACCGUCGAAAGUCAAAAGUGGACAGUCCAGGGCAUCGUCAGUCACAUUCUUGAUCAGCAAGAAAGCGGCAAGAAAUAUCCCAAGCGUGUCAAGUCCCUAAAGCGCAAGUGGGAGGAUACCGGUGAGGACGGCGAAGAAGUGCUCAGCAAGAAAAUAGAGGCCGAGCCAAGAUUUCAAGGCAAGACGACGGAGUACAUGAAAAAGUACAAGGGAGCAGGCAGAUCUCUCCUUGUGGCGGAGUUUCCCGACUUCAAGGUCAAGAAUAUAGAGCAACAGUUCAAACUGCACGACCAUCGCAUUUACCCAGCAUAUCUUGCUCUAUGGACCGAGCUUGCUCAGGAAACCUCGCCUUGGCGGAAAAAGUCGACAACCAGGCCCAAAAUGACGCUCGGCGACACGGUCAAGAUGUUCUCUGAGAGCGCCGACGAGGGAGAGAAAGGGGCUGUGGAAGACUUCGUGGCUGCCCGUCAAGUUUGCGACAUCAGAGCUGCCAAGGCAAGGGCGAAGAAGGCGGAAGAAGACGCCGAAGCGGCCAAUUAUGCGCAAGCAGAAGCUGACGGUACCAUUUUGGAGUGUGGAUGUUGCUUUGGGGAUUUCCCACAGAAUCGAAUGGUGCACUGCAACGCGGAGACCAUCCAUUUCUUCUGCCGCGAAUGUGCGAAGCGCAUGGCGGAGACGCAGGUUGGCAUCUCCAAGUAUCAGCUAGACUGCAUGUCAACAGACGGCUGCGAGGGCACCUUCAGCAAGAGCCAGAAGGAUUUGUUUCUCGACGGAAAGCUGACUGUGGCUCUUGAUCGCAUCGAGCAAGAGGCUGUCCUUCGCCUGGCUGGAAUAGAGUCACUCGAGACAUGCCCCUUUUGCCCAUAUGCGGCCGAGUACCCGCCCGUCGAGGUGGAUAAAGAGUUCAGAUGCAUCAGCGAGGAGUGUGGCCGUGUAUCCUGCAGGCUUUGUCGGCUGGAGACGCACACGCCCAAGACUUGUCAAGAAGUUGCGCGGGAAAGUGGACAUUCUGCUCGCCGUGAGAUCGAGGAAGCAAUGUCUGCCGCCAUGAUCCGGACCUGCAACAAAUGCAAAACACCCUUCAUCAAAGAGAACGGCUGCAACAAGAUGACAUGCACGAGGAAGGGCUGUGGCAAUAUACAAUGUUACGUCUGUUCCAAGUCGUGUGAUUACAGCCAUUUCGACGAGCCCGCCCGCGGUGGGAAGCCCGGGAACUGCCGUCUUUUUGACGAAACCGAGGAACGCCACGCACGAGAAGUUCGCGAGGCCGAAGAAGCAGCUCGCAAGAAGGUGGCGGAGGCGAACCCUGAAGUCGAUUCCUCCCUCCUCGAGAUCAAAUUCUCCGACAAAGUCAAGCAAGACGAGGCCAAACGCGCAGCUGCCCAGAUCCCUCAAAGGGGCGGCAUCUUUGGGCCCCGGAACCUACCCGUAUAUGUUCCCCCACGAAUGCAAGCAAUUGCCGUCCCGCCGAACCAGCCCAAUGCACCAGUUCCUGCCGCACCAAUGGCUCUCCGCCCCGACCAGGGGAACGAGUUGCAAAGACGGAUGCAGGGACUGAUUGGGUUGGACCUGGAGAUUGGGAUAGAGCCUCUGCCUGUUGAGGCUCAUCGAAAUGUGCAGAUGGCAGUAAUACUCCCGCCGGAUCCCAACCGGGAAGCCCGGAUGCAGCAACAGCAGGCGCUGCUGCGCGCACAAAUUCAAGCGCAGCAAAUACAGAUGGAGCAGGCCCGGAACAACUUCCGGAUACAGCGCGAGCAGGCGGCUGCCCAGCUCAACCAUGCACGCAACGUCCAGCAAGAAGCGAUGCAAAAUAUGCAACGGCAAGAACUCCAACUACAACAGCAUAUAGCGGAUCACAUGCACCGUUUUCCACAAGGGGUUGCUUUUCCUGCCGUUCCGAGACCUGCUCCCGGGCCUGUCCUGAUGAACCCCGGGCAUUUAUUUGCGCCGGCUGGAGCGGCUGGACGGCUGUUCAAUAUUGGGAAUCAUGCAUAUCAUGAACCAAACGCCCAUCACCCAGCUGCCGCAGUUGACAACCCUCAACAGGCUGUUGCGGUUCCAAAUCGACCCCAGGCUGUUGCAGCUCCAAACCUGCCCCCGCACAGAGUCGCCAACCCGGCGAACAACAAUAAUGUUAAUGAUGGUGGACCAGCUCAGCAGCAUGGUGAUGGGCCAAGACCUCUGGCGAACGACGUAAUCAACCUGACCGCGGCCCCACCAGCCCCGCGGGUGAAUGGGAAUGGUUACCGAGCAGAAUUGUACAGUCCUCGAUGGGGUCAUGGGCCUCCACCUGUCCGCUGAAGACCAGGGACAGUCGUGUUUUUGAGACGGUACCACGACGCCUCCUUGGGGCUAUUUGGAGCCUGAGCCUUCUUUUUCUUUUGUCAGGCUACGGAUCAACUUCUUCGCCUCGCCUUCCCUUCGGAUUCACCUCUCAGUGGCGUUUUGCACCUGGCUUGGCUCAUCCACCAUUUCUGUUUAUCAGUCGACAGCCUUGGUCAUCCAUUUGGCGCGUGUUUGGGCUGGGUUUUGUCGGAUUUGGGGAGUCUUGGGGGUUUGGGACGGGUUCAGCGCUGUGUUUUUUUUAUUUUUCUUGAUCGUUGCAUAUUUUUUGCUGGUUAGUCGAUAUGGGGAUUUUCUUUCGAGGAAGAGAAGAAGUACCUACACGAGGAAGGGAGAGAGCAUUGCAUGGAUAUUGUGGUUAUGCUAAGGAAAAGGGGGUAUUUAAUGCGUUGGAAUUUAUUGUUUUUUUAUUCCAAGUCCUUUGCUCGACAAGUAAGAGAAGCGGAGGGGUGGGGGCGUGGCUAUCUUGAUUCGAGUAUGAUAUGGGCAACAGGACUCUAUUUGGGUGGGUUGGGGAUUUGGGGAUCGGUUGGGCUGGUUGGUUCUUUGUAUUUAUUUUGUUUUUCUUCCAGCGGUUGGCUUCUUUAGGGAGGUAAUCUAGCCUGGGAGUUUUCGUCGGAUUUGGGAUUUGGCUUGGGGGUUGCUUUUUGUGUGUGGGUGGGGUGGUGGUAUCGGCGGAUGGGGAGAGCAGGGAGGACCGAGUUAUAUUGCUUCUCUGUCAUGUCUGGUUUGCCCAACAACAGACAGCACCUUGUCUUGGGCUUUCCUACUGCUAGACACCUCACAACCCUCACAGCAAAUAGCUACAUGAGAUAACAUAGCAUAAGACUCUCCACAGAACAACA
Messenger RNA from Podospora bellae-mahoneyi, 4327 nucleotides. RefSeq lists its product as uncharacterized. The transcript is spliced from 4 exons. Gene Ontology annotation, biological process: protein linear polyubiquitination; proteasome-mediated ubiquitin-dependent protein catabolic process. The coding region runs from base 831 to 3440 and encodes 869 amino acids. The record is from RefSeq and is a predicted model, not a curated record. Gene Ontology annotation, molecular function: ubiquitin-protein transferase activity; ubiquitin binding. Gene Ontology annotation, cellular component: ubiquitin ligase complex. NCBI's taxonomy places the organism in Eukaryota, Fungi, Ascomycota, Sordariomycetes, Sordariales, Podosporaceae.